AUGCCGCCUUCAGAUCGCUCGAUACUAGAGCGAAGAUUGAGGAAGUAUGUCCCUCUAAAUGGGGAGGACCCGACCGAACAAGGGGGUAUACGACAUUUCCUGCAGAGCUUUUUUACUGUUCUACCCGACGAUGGCAAAAAGAAUCUGGCGGACAAUAUUGCUAGGUGCAAUACCGACGCAGAGCUUCGACAGCAAGUAGACUCCAUUCGGACUGGGUUGUUGUACCCCCUCAGGGCUCUCGGGGGUAAAACCCCAUCGGAAAUCACACCCGCUCCACGUGCGGGUGUGGAAGACUCGAUUGAAGAGCUCCGGAGCUUGAAUGUGAGACCAAUUACGCGAGGCCCACAGGCCCAACUUCGUGACCACUGCCUAGAACGAGAUGGAUACCGAUGUGUUGUGACUGGUCAGUACAGUUCUAAACACAGACAUCCCCCAAAUUCAAUCACCACCAUCUUGCAAGCAGCUCACAUUAUACCAUUUGCACUUGGGUCCUUCAAUGUUGAUAACUCCGAGCCAAUAAACCGAAAUGCCAUAAUUUGGGUAAACUUGCGGCGAUAUUUCCCAGUUCUUCGUGCCAUGGCAGCAGACCAGCAAAUCAUUAAUCACGAAAGCAAUGUUUUAAUGCUUGAUCCGGUCACUCAUUUAGAGUUCGGGCAAUUUCAUAUCAUUCUUGAAGCUACAUCAGUGACCCAUCAAUAUCAUGUGAAGGCCUUCCCAAAUGCCGCAACAAAUCCCCUUACCUAUCUGUCAAAUGAUAGGUUAAUCAAAUUCAAAAACCAUGCCGGUCACUGGUCGCUUCCUGACCCUGCUCUCAUCCAAGUCCACGCAAGCAUUGGCAAUUUCCUACAUAUGGUCGGAAUGGCGGAGCUACUCGAUAAAAUUGUGGAUGACUAUGAUGACUGUGGAGGUUUGAAUCCUAACGGAAGUACGAAUAUCGCUGAUAUGCUCGCGUUGAAAGGUCUGUCACGUCGUGUUCCAAAUUCCCUGAAGCCGGCAUUCAGGAAAUCAUCAGAGGAAAUGUUGAAGAAAGACCUUGAAGGCAAAGAACAUAAGAAUUAUCCGCGGACCACCUCUCCUGGAGAGAAUAAUCAGCCUAACUACUAG
Messenger RNA from Penicillium macrosclerotiorum, 1104 nucleotides. RefSeq names its product HNH endonuclease signature motif containing protein. The record is from RefSeq and is a predicted model, not a curated record. NCBI's taxonomy places the organism in Eukaryota, Fungi, Ascomycota, Eurotiomycetes, Eurotiales, Aspergillaceae. The transcript has 2 exons. Bases 1 to 1104 code for a protein of 367 amino acids.